Mucor mucedo is the source of this 1286-nucleotide messenger RNA. RefSeq lists its product as uncharacterized. The coding region runs from base 24 to 1166 and encodes 380 amino acids. The transcript is spliced from 4 exons. The record is from RefSeq and is a predicted model, not a curated record. NCBI's taxonomy places the organism in Eukaryota, Fungi, Mucoromycota, Mucoromycetes, Mucorales, Mucoraceae.
UUGGUCUUGAUCAAUACUAGCUCAUGCAAAUGCAAUCUCAAGAUAAUAUGUCAGAUAUCAUGACAUCGUUUAACUUUAUGAACCAGCUUCAACAACACUUCCUAGACCAGUCCGAGCUUCUUUAUGAACCCAUUAUGAUCUAUCCGGAUUUACCAUUGGUGUUCACAAAUACCAAUAAAUUUGAUGAAAUAAAUUCGUACCACACCUUCAAUCCUAAUGCAAUUGACUUGGCUGAACAAGAAGAAUUAGAGCUUCAAAAAAACCUUGUGAAGGAUGUGUUCUUUUCUCCUGCCAUGAUGGAUUCCUGCUCUCAGAGUGAUGACGGACAGAGUUCAGUCUCUGAUAGCUCACCUACUUAUGGAGAAGAAGCUCCAGAUCAGGUGCUAUUCUUUUAUGGGCUUGAUUUAUCUACUGAAUAUGAAGAUGGACUGGGAACCACAUCAACAAAUCGGAGAACCAAACAAGCCGUGACAGCAACAAAAAAGAAGCAUACAAAGACUUGCAACGGUGAUCUGUCAAAGUUACUAGCAAACAGCCCCAAAAGGCCCAGAAAGACCUCGUCAAAUUCAUGUUCUGACUUAUUACAACCUGAAUCUAGCCAAAAAAAUGAAUACGACGAAUCUGAUAAUAAUGCUGAAUUAAUGCCAAAUAAUAAGCCUCGAUUUAUUUGCUCGCCAUCUAUCUAUCAAAAAUUAUCCAAGCUUAAUAUUGACUGGUGCCGUUACUGUGGUACAACGGAAGGUGUAAAUUGGCGUCCAGGACCUUGGGGGAAAAGAACACUUUGCAAUAAACACGGAUGUGAUUAUAAAGGUUACGGGUUUGCUUGCAAAUUGCCCCGAUUAGAUUUAACCUCAUUUACGUCAGAAACCAUUGACAAAAGGUCACGCCCUGUACUACAAUCAUUCUGUUCUCAAUGUCAUUGUCAAGAAUCCUGGAAAGAAAAUGUGCUGGUACUUUGUGACGGAUGUCCUAAAGCUUAUCACCAGAACUGCUAUCAUGAUGGUUCGUUGACCGAUCAAUUUAUUCAAUCGGACUCAGCCUGGUAUUGUAGUAUGGAUUGUAAAGAAAAUUUGAGGCGUAAAAGAGUCGUUGUCGAAUUACCCCGUAAAAGAUUACCUUUAAUGCGUACGCCUAAAAAUGCAAUUGACCCUCGUUUACCACGCUAGAUUUUGUACAACAAACAAUUUGUAAAUACUCAAAAAGUAACAACUAUACCCGCGUACUGCAGUCACGUUUUUUAAUAUUUUUUUUUUCUUUCUUAAAAAUAAAACUUUGUUCUUUCUCAU